AUGGAACUUGGAAAGUUCUUCAAAUUCCUCGCAAACGUUUGCGAGUACAUGUUUCCAUUUUUGGCUGUAUUGGGUAUUGCUGGUAACAUAAUCACAAUGAUUGUCCUGUUGAGCAGAUCAAUGAGAAGCAGAACAAAUCAAUUGCUAGCUGCUGCUGCUCUGUGUGAUAUUCUUUAUCUUGUUGCGAUGUCCCCAAAUCAGAUGAGCAGGUGGCCAUCAUUAAUUUACGAGCCCUGUCAAGAUGAUCCUAAAAAACUUUGCCCAACGUAUUUCGCUUUAAUGUUUGUGCAAUACAAACACAAUAUUGCAUUUUUCUCAAAUUGGUUUUCAGCUACCAGUACUUGGUUCAUUGUAGCUGUGUCGUUUGAUAGGCUCUACGCAAUCAAAGCUCCAUUUUCUGCCCGCUUCCAAUCACUCUGCUCACGACAUAAUUGGAUCACAAUCCCGUUAAUCGCUCUUGGCACAGGAAUGACAUGUUUUCAUUUGAAUUUCAAGUUGCUGAACGAUCAUCAAACUGCAAACGGGACAAUGACAUAUGAUACAACAAAGCAACAAAUAAUUCACGUAUUCACUAUUAUCCAACUCAUUACACAUAUUUGCAUACCGGUCAUUUUGUUGAUAGGGCUAAACUCAUGUUUGAUCUACUACCUUCGGAAUAGGUUAAAGCAUUUCUUCCCUGUGAGAAGCCGAAGUGUUCGAACAUCCACAAAGUCAGAUGACGUUCCUGCCCCCUUACUCAACAACGAAACCAGCGACCGAUCGGAAGUGGUCCGACAUCAUUCGUCCAGCAGUGGUGUCUGGAAUCAACAUAUUAACAAAGCAGAACGUCAUGUAACCUAUACGGUAAUAGCAAUUGUGACCUGCUACAUCCUUUCACAUGUCCCAUCUGCAUGCCUCUACGUUUACAUAAAAUUUCAAAGCACCCUCUACAACACCAAAAACAUGUACCACUUUGUUCAAGCCUUCACCACACUUGUUACCAUUUCCAAAGUGGCCAACUUCCUUCUUUUUUGCAUGAGCAGCAAACACUUCCGGAAAGAAAUGAAGAAAAAGUUGUGUUGUCUAUUCUGCACGAUGAGGGAAGGAGCCAGUCAGAAAGAGAGCACGAAUCAGCCAAGAACCAGAUUCAGAUCGCUUCUUCUGAACAUCAUUGGCGACUCCACGGCUCACACCAACAAUUGCUCACAUGAGUGA
This is a messenger RNA of Caenorhabditis briggsae, 1194 nucleotides long. Gene Ontology annotation, cellular component: membrane. Lineage: Eukaryota; Metazoa; Nematoda; Chromadorea; Rhabditida; Rhabditidae. Gene Ontology annotation, biological process: G protein-coupled receptor signaling pathway. Bases 1 to 1194 code for a protein of 397 amino acids. The record is from RefSeq and is a predicted model, not a curated record. Gene Ontology annotation, molecular function: G protein-coupled peptide receptor activity. The transcript has 11 exons.